This is a messenger RNA of Cyprinus carpio (common carp), 3030 nucleotides long. RefSeq names its product T-cell acute lymphocytic leukemia 2 (gene tal2). Gene Ontology annotation, biological process: regulation of transcription by RNA polymerase II. The record is from RefSeq and is a predicted model, not a curated record. Lineage: Eukaryota; Metazoa; Chordata; Actinopteri; Cypriniformes; Cyprinidae. Gene Ontology annotation, molecular function: protein dimerization activity; DNA-binding transcription factor activity, RNA polymerase II-specific; RNA polymerase II cis-regulatory region sequence-specific DNA binding.
AUUAUUUGUCGUUUUUUACAGGGUUCUCCACAGUCAUUGUUUUAUAUGGUAAAUACAGUGAUUAUGUAUUGUUCUAAUUAUGCUCAAUUCUAAAAUUAUUUGGAUUUUACAACUACUAAUAUCUACUUGUGAAAGUAGUAAUUUGUAAUUUCAACUUUUUUGUCAUUAUUUUUUUCAAAUUCAUGAACAGCUGGAACAGUAUUUGAAAUUUACUAAUCAAAACGUUUUAGUGUUACAGGAGAUUAUUAGAUGUAACUAGACUUAUCUUCUUAAAUGUGCUGCUUAGGGUGCAACAGAAGGUUUGAGCUUUGAUUGUUUAAAAGUAUUUAGAGCUGUUUUGUUUUUUUCACUAAUUAUAAGACUCCAGAAUUACUGGCUUUAAUUAAUGGCUUUUUUUCUACUGACCUUUGACCUACAGUUGAGAGUGAGUGUAUGUACACAUGCAACUGUUAGCUUUACAGUCUGUUCACGGAAGCAGGUGUAAAGAAUGCAUCUGAAUGCAGAUGAAAGAGUUCUAUUCAAACGUGACACUGUAUUGAGAAAUUUACAUUUCCCGCUACACGUUACUGAUGCGACGCCGCUUAUUUAGAGGAGGUCACGCCGGUCUGGAACUGAAUAAAUCAUUCAGUAUGUGAAGCUGAAUUGAUUGGCGUUAAAAAAGCAUUUUCAAAUUACCAGUCUGGAUGCAGAUUGUUGACUACAGUGACAGUGGCCAUUCAUUUAUCUCCCACACCAUACACAUUUCCAGCCCCUCGCUAUUUUCUGAAAUGAGCGUGAUAGAAAGAUAGUCAUUCAAUUACAGGACGAUCUUCUUAUCGCUGACAGUCAGAGCAGAGGGAAAGCGCUGCACAGACAGAGGAAGAGGAAGAGAGGGAGAGCGAUGGGGGUCGGAGGGCUUAUCUCAGCACACCAGCAGUCUGACGGCAGCCCCUCGCAGGAAUGAGCUCCAGAACAGACACUCCCACAGGGCAUUUUCCUCUCUCCAUCACUCUCCCUUUCACUCUCUCUGCACCUCGUGAGCCUCAGCCUCUGUAAAACACCAAACAGCCUCCAUAAAUAACUCCAACAGCAUCUGAACUGCCCCUACUCAAACAAAAGCAAAUAAAACAGCAGUGUUUGGAGGGAGGAAGACGUGUGUCCAGUCUGAGGCAGUAAAACACAGUGAAUGAAUACGUCAGUAAUGCGACCGUAAUCACAGCGCUCUUUCAGAUGGAAAAAAGCUGUGAGAACAGAGCAUGCUGUUUAAAUCUGAACCUGUUUAACCACUCUCUUCAUUGCAAACAAUGGGUCAAUUCUCUUGUCGCCCUUAUUGCAGUGUCAACAGUGUUUAACAAUGUCAACUAAAUGCUCAAAUAGGAACAGUUGGGGAAGGUUUCUGCAUUUAAUUGGUCUGAACAAACCACUAACCCCUACAGAGAAACAUCUGAGCAGCAGAAGUCUCCGUUUAAUUGCAUCGCUCUCUGGGAGAAACAACAGUGCUGUUUCUUUCCAGUGGGAAACCGCAGCUCAGCUGAUGCUCCAACGUUCAUAGAGCUUCAAGACAACGUAAAGUGAAGUACCACAGUAUCAUGACAAAGAAGGUGUUCACCAACACACGUGAGCGCUGGCGCCAACAUAAUGUCAACACAGCCUUCGCAGAGCUGCGGAAACUCAUCCCCACACACCCGCCCGAGAAAAAACUCAGCAAGAAUGAGAUCCUGCGGCUGGCCAUGCGCUACAUCAACUUCUUGGUGACUCUGCUGGAGAGCCAGGGAGGAGAGCCGUCGGCUCACUCGCAAGCCGCGCUCCUCUCACUGAUCACGGGGAACAUGCAGAAGCUGCGCACCGACCGCACCUGGACCAGCGACACCGACCCGCCCUCACCCGGGUCCAGCUGUGACAGUUCAGAAGCCUGGUAGAACGAAACUGAAGCAUGAGCGUUCUAUGAAAGGAUUGUGAUUGUGAUGUUUUUGAAAGUUCCGUUGCCAUGGAGAGACAAAGCUGGAUUUUUGGAACUCGGAAUGUUCGCUAUGACAUCACAAUCACUCAUUUCUUCCGGGUUUUUUGGAAACGAAUGAUCUUUGGAAACCCAAAAACACUUUAUUCAGCAGUACUGCUGUAAUUGAGCAGGAACCCUGAACAAAAUAUGCAUGGUCAAGGAUGCACUUGGGAAGCAUCUCCCUGAUAAUUUUAGUAUUAAUGUCAUUUCAUUUCCUUGAAUGAAUUAACACUCAAGGAUGUUUUGUUUGAGAUUAAAGGCAGCCUCAGAACUGAAACUAAUUUAUUUGAUUGUAUAAAAUUUUUUAUUUAUUAUUUAUGCUUUCAGUGGAUGCAGCACAUGUGACUAGUUGUACAUUAAAUUGUAAUUUAUUAAAUGGAAAAAUGUUAUUGUUUAAACUACUUUGGAUUCACAAAUACAAAAUAUGUUUUCCCAAAGUGUUUUGGUGUUUUUGCACAAUUUGUUUUUGUGUAUUCAUUAUUCAAAAGUGUAAACUGUUUUUUUCUCAACAGUCAAAUUGAUUGGAAAUUAUUUAUUGGAUUAAUUUAUUAGUCUGUUUGAUAUUAAAAUGCCUAAAAAACUCAAUCUGCAUAUUCAUUAAACUCUUUGUUUGGUUGGUUAAAGUGGCUUUUGUUGUAACUGGUUUGUAUGAACCAGUGUGCAUGUAAUGGUCAGCUCUGAAGACUCUGAUUGGCUUUUAUGUUGUGGUCAGAUAAUUGUUCACUGCAGAGGCUGUUUAAGUGACCAUAGUGAUGACCUCUGGAAGUGUCCAAGCCACACGAGGGAUUGGAUUGUAGACUCAGCUUAACUUUUGGUCUGAGGCCAGAGGUCAUCUUGGAGUCAAAAGCCACACUUGUCAGUGACCAAUCAGAUGCACAAAAGUGGGAGUGUGUGCGAUUGUGCUACAUUCAAACAUCAGUGCACAAAAUGUAUCUAUUAAAUUUUAAUAGCAGUUUUUUUUAGGUUUUAAUUAACAUUUACACACACACACACACACACACACACACACACACACAUAUAUAUAUAUAUUUAGUGCUGUUAAAUGAUUAAUC